ACCCCAUAUUUAUUUAUUUUAUUAGAAAAACAGAGUACUAUAUAAGCACAACAGCGCCAAUUAAAUCGAAUCAGUCGACCAAACGAUUGCUUGUUUCCUUAAAUUCGCACCGGGAGAUUGAAACGGGAGGAAGUUGAAGGAGCCGACGACGAUUCAUAAUGUCUUCACUUGCAGCUGCUAGAGCAGACAAUUUUUACUAUCCACCAGAAUGGACCCCAAAACAGGGGUCUUUGAACAAAUUUCAUGGUCAACAUGCUUUGAGAGAGAGAGCAAGGAAAAUAGAUCAAGGCAUCUUGAUAAUAAGGUUCGAGAUGCCUUUCAAUAUAUGGUGUGGUGGCUGCAACUCAAUGAUAGCAAAGGGUGUUAGGUUUAAUGCAGAGAAGAAGCAAGUUGGAAAUUAUUAUUCUACUAAGAUAUGGAGUUUUUCUAUGAAGUCAGCAUGCUGCAAACAAGAGAUUGUUAUUCAGACAGAUCCAAAAAAUUGUGAGUACGUGAUCAUUAGUGGUGCACAACGGAAGACUGAGGAAUACGACGUUGAGGAUGCAGAAACCUUUGAACUCCCUGCAGAUGAAGAAAGGGGUAAGCUUGCAGAUCCAUUUUAUCGACUUGAACACCAGGAAAAGGAUAUGCAGAAGAAGAAAGAGGCUGAGCCAGUGUUGGUGCGCCUCCAGCGACUCUCAGAUUCUAGGCAUGCGGAUGACUAUACUCGGAAUAGAGCACUUCGGGCUCAGCUUAGAAGUCAAAAGAAGAGAGUUGCUGAAGAAGAAAAAGUUUCUCGUAAGAUGGGCCUCGGCAUACGAUUGCUUCCCUCAGCUAAAGAAGAUGCUGCAGCUGCAGCUUGUACGAAGUUCUCUUCAAAGUUUGAGAAGAACAGAAGGGAUAAACGGGCAUUGAUUCAUGCAUCCUCGAUAUUUGAUGGAUCAUCCGGAUAUUCCAUGCCUGAUAAGAAACGAUUAGAACUAGAAUCCAAGAGAAGGAAGAUCUGUGCAUCUGCAGCUUCAAACAUACUGACAGGGGGCUUCAAGCCAUCAUCUUGGUCACGAAGUGCUGCUAAUUCAAGCAAGCACGAUGGAACUUCUGUUACUGCCAGACGACUUUAGCGUGCUUGCUUUUUCCAAUUCUAGGUCUAGCCGUUGGUUUCAUUUAUGUAUAUAGAUUUUAUGUGGGCUUAUCUGAGGUUUUUUAGAAUCCUAUUGGAACAUGUUGGGGCCAUUUCUGGCCAAUGUGCAAGAAUUCUCUCAGAACGUUGAAUAUGCUUCGUGUAACAUCAGUGUAUAUUUCAGCUUGUACAAUUUUUCCACUUGA
Momordica charantia (bitter melon) is the source of this 1305-nucleotide messenger RNA. RefSeq lists its product as uncharacterized. Gene Ontology annotation, biological process: mRNA splicing, via spliceosome. NCBI's taxonomy places the organism in Eukaryota, Viridiplantae, Streptophyta, Magnoliopsida, Cucurbitales, Cucurbitaceae. Gene Ontology annotation, cellular component: post-mRNA release spliceosomal complex; U2-type spliceosomal complex. The record is from RefSeq and is a predicted model, not a curated record.